Messenger RNA from Osmerus eperlanus (European smelt), 1665 nucleotides. Its product is annotated as globoside alpha-1,3-N-acetylgalactosaminyltransferase 1-like. Gene Ontology annotation, molecular function: hexosyltransferase activity. Bases 264 to 1322 code for a protein of 352 amino acids. Gene Ontology annotation, biological process: carbohydrate metabolic process. Gene Ontology annotation, cellular component: Golgi apparatus; vesicle; membrane. NCBI's taxonomy places the organism in Eukaryota, Metazoa, Chordata, Actinopteri, Osmeriformes, Osmeridae. The record is from RefSeq and is a predicted model, not a curated record. The transcript has 3 exons.
CCUGAAGGAAGGGAGAAAUAGAAGGACAGAAGUACAGAAGAAAAAUUAUAAGAAAGAGAGGGUAGAAGAGACUGGGAUACGAAACAAGAAAACCACACUAAAAAUUGAACAAUACGUAGCACUGUAUCCAUAAAGGAGAAGGUGAAGGGGAGAAGGCAAGAAACACAGGGACAGAAAAAAGGAGAUAUUUAUGGCAGACAUUCAGUCCCAAGACAAAGCCUGACCCCUGCAGUUUGUUUUCCACCCCACAUCCAGGUUGGAGCAUGGCGCUGUUCCCACUCUGCAAACGCCUCGCAGGAUCUGCCAGAGUGUUAAGAAAGCAGUUGGCCCUGUACUGCCUGCUUCUGUUUCUGCUUAUAUACUUCCUUAAAGGCAGAAGAACGGCAGUCAAGAUCGAUAAACCCCCCAUCUUUCGCUCUCUGGGAUUGGACCUCAGCGUUGAGGCCAGAGCAGUGACUGAGGAAACUGUCAAGGAGAAGAGACAGCGCCUCCAUCAGGAAACAUGGUGGGGCGCUCCGCUGGUGUGGGGUGACAGUUCCAUUUCAGUUUGGCGGAGAGACGAGUUUGGCCAACGGAGAGUCCACACCGGCCUGUUGACGCUAGCGGUGGGCGGUUACGCCGGUUUCCUCCCUCGCUUCCUGUCUUCGGCCGAACUCCACUUCCUACCGGGUGCCACCGUCACUUACUAUAUUCUGACAGACAGCCCUCGCACACUGGAGCCGCUGCCCCUUCUUGCCCCCAGGAGAAAUCUGAAGAUAGUCCCCGUGGCGGAGCUAGUUGGCUGGAAGCACCUAGCCCUGCGGCGCAUGGCCUUGCUGGCCUCCGCCAUCAAAGACCCAAUUCGUAAUGAGGUUGAGUAUGUCUUCUGCGCUGAUGUGGACCAAGAGUUUGUGGCCCCGGUGGGGGCAGAGAUCCUUGGGGAACUGGUGGCCACGCUGCACCCGGAGCUGUAUGGGAUGCCACGGCACGCCUUCCCGUAUGAGCGUGAGCCAGACUCAUCGGCCUUCGUGGAGGAUGGGGAAGGAGACUAUUACUACACGUCAGAGCUGUAUGGUGGCCUGUGCCCCGAGGUGUACACCAUGGCCAGAGCCUGCUCUCAGCUCAUCCUCCAAGACCAGGAGAGGGGGGUGCAGAUCGCCGGUCUGGAGGAGAGCUACCUGAACCGCUACUUCAUCAACCGGAGGCCCACCUGCGUCCUGUCGCCGGAAUACAGCUGGUGGGAAUCUGCCCUGGCCGCAGAUGUGCCGGCAAAGAGGCUAGUCUCCCUAGGGAGGCAGUGUGAGUCUCUGGAGCCACAGAAAAGAGAGCAGCAUGGCUGCUGAGAUAUGGGGACGCGUGGGGUGGUGAGAUGAGUCCAAUUGCUUGCUUGGCUCAUGUGGUUUUGGCAUGGUACUUGGGCUAAAUGCGAUUAGUUGUGACGAUUACCAAACAAACUACUUCUACAUGUGACCAUGUAGGCUCCUUACUUUAACCUAUGCACAGUAGUAUGAUACUCUGGUGAAAGCUGUGGAUUUUAAUGAUAUGUAGGAUCUGCUGCAGGCAUUUCUCUUUGAAAGGUGAGAAAUGAUUGCAUGGAUAGAAUCCCAAAAUGUAUAUUCUUGUGAAUUAAGUGAUCUAUGAUACCUUUGUCUAUAGCCUCUUACAACGCAUAAUUUUUUAAUAAAG